Bemisia tabaci is the source of this 13057-nucleotide messenger RNA. The record is from RefSeq and is a predicted model, not a curated record. NCBI's taxonomy places the organism in Eukaryota, Metazoa, Arthropoda, Insecta, Hemiptera, Aleyrodidae.
CCUAGAGUUCCGCUGCUUCCACGGCAAGUUUUUCAGUUGACGUGUUUUGAGCGGGAAUUUCUGUGUAACGCUUUUGAUAGUGAAAAACAGUGUGAUAAAUUCUUCAACGUUCUAAAAAUGCCUAUAUUUUCCACAGGAUGAAAUCAAGAAUGAGUAAUUAGUUUUUCUUGAAUCCGCCCGGAUAAACUAAAUCAAAGCUAUGGCUGUGGAGACAACACAACCAACCGCCUCAGAAAUCAAUGAUGCCAAAACUCCGGAAAAAUCGUCCUCUACUACUCCUUCUAGUAGGUAUGGUCGCGCAAGAAAACCUAAAGUAUCGUCUGACUUCGUGGCCCAUGGCAAAAAUGUCAAAAACUUCCUCUCGCCUAGCUCUUGCGCAAGUACUACAAAUGGCCAAGCUCCUGAACCAUCAAAACAACAGGCGGUUUUGCGGAAACGAGCAAGCACUUCAUCGAACAGGCUUGCCAAUGCUGAAAAUGCUGGAACUCCCGGAAUCAUGGUAAAUGGCGAAAUUUCUAUCACAACGCCUGAAAGCUCCUUGCAGGCUAGUAGCAAUAGAGGUAAGAGGAAAGUUCAAAGCUCUCUUGCAGGUGAAGUAGUUUCAGGUACAACACCUAAUUGUUCGCUGGAUGAGAGCUCAUUAGUUGAAGCAAAUUCUAGUGCAAGCGCGCCACGAAGUGGAACUAAAGUUGCUAGACGUGGACGGACAAGACAAUCCAUUACGCCUCAACUUAAUGGUGACAUUCCUCAAGCAAACUUGAAAACUUCCACCACAGAAGUUUCUCAUGAAGCCAUUGGAAACACUACUGUUAGUUUGCUUAAUGAAAGCGCAACAGUUGAAGCAAAUUCUAGUGUAAGCGCGCCAGGAAGUGGAACAAAAGUUGCCAGACGUGGUCGGACAAAACAAUCCAUUAAGCCUCAACUUAAUGCUGACAUUCCUCAAGCAAACUCGAAAACUUCCACCACAGAAGUUUCUCAUGAAGCCAUUGGAAACACUACUGUUAGUUUGCCUAAUGAAAGCGCUACAGUUGAAGCAAAUUCUAGUGCAAGCACGCCAGGAAGUGGAGCUAAAGUUGCCAGGCGUGGACGGGCAAAACAAUCCACUACGCCUCAACUUAAUGGUGACAUUCCUCAUGCAAAUUUGAAAACUUCCACCAUAGAAGUUUCUCAUGAAGCCAUUGGAAACACUGCCGUUAGUUCGCUUGAUGAAAGCGCAACAGUUGAAGCAAACUGUAGUUCAAGUUUGCCAGGAAGUGUAACAAAAGUUGCCAGGCGUGGACGGGCAAAACAAUCCAUUACACCUCAACUUAAUGGUGACAUGCCGGAUGCAAAAUCAAAAACUACCACCACAGAAGUAGCACAUGAAGUCAUUGGAAGCACCAUUGUUUGUUCACUUAAUGAAAGCGCAAUAGUCAAAGCAAAUUGUAGUGCAAAUUUGCCAGGAAGCGGAAAGAAAGUUGCCAAACGUGGACGGCCAAAACAGUCCAUCACGCCCCAAAUUGAUGGUGAUAUUCCUGAUUCAAACUUGAAUACGACCGCCACAGAAGUUUCUCAUGAAGCCAUCGGAAGCACUUCUGUCUCCAUUCGUCUUGAAGAUAUUGGAGCCAAUUCUGUUAAAACACCUUCAGGUAGUACAAAAGUUCACGACGCCAAAAUCAAAGCGACCCCAUCUGUGAUGACUCCAGCCAGUGCAUCAACACCCAUAACUCCAUCAAGUUCAAUAAUACCAGGUGGUGAAUUUGUUGGAGAUGCGGAAAAAAUUUGGGCUGUCGGUGACUUAGCUUGGGGUGGAAUUGGAAAAUUCCCCUACUGGCCUUGCAUCAUAAUGAACGAUCCUGUUUCCAGAACACACGUUUGCGUAAAAACUAAAGGGAGAAGCACUUCUAAGUGGUAUUUCCUUCAGUUCUGUGGUGAUAAUGGAAGACACAGUUGGCUCCCUGCCAAAAAUUUACUAGAAUUCAUCAACAAGCAGCAGUUCUUUGAUUUACAGUCGAAAGUGCUCCAAGACCCUCGAAAAAAAGCAGCGUUCGCCAUAAAAUUCACCAUAAAACCUCACACCAAAGGUGGUUGGGAACAAGCUGUCUCAGAAGCUGAACAUUUGAUGUUCUUAGGAAGGGCUGACGACAGAGUCCAGCACUUCCAACGCCUAUACCCCAUGGAAGUGCAAAGAACAAAGAAAGAUCUACUUAAACUCCUCAUGGAAGAAGAAGUUCCAUCCAGUCAUCAGAUAUCACAUCCUACAACCUCUCAAGCCUCUGCUGAACCAUCUAUAAGCGCACUGGAGCCUGUUUCUCCCUCCCCUCCUGAGACGAGCCCAAUGAGCACAGACUCGCCCCCAAAAAAGCUUACAAUUAUUAAAAACAACGGGAAGUACAAAUUGAAGACGAGCAAAGGCAGAAAUCCAUUGAAGCUUUCAUUGAAGGAGAAGAUGCUUCCCCAAAACAAAUUGGCAGUGCUUAAAAUGAAAAAGCAACUCAAGAAGCGGCGCUUACAAAAAGAAAAGAAAGAUCGAGUCAAGCGAGCCUAUUGGAAGCUAAAAGCAAUUGAGCCGGCAGCUGAAAGCGAUGAAUUGAAGGAUCCAUCAAUGGCACCUAAAGUGCAAGAGGAAAAAGUCAAGAGAGCGUACCGGAAGAAAGAUAUUCCUACCAACUCAAAAUCUGUUCAACAGAAGGAAGAACGUGGGUCGAAUGAGGAGAGCACUGAAGUAGAGAUAAACGAAGAGGUUGAAUCAGUCUCUAAGGCAAAAAGGCAGAAGAGUCCAGUGAAAAAACGAAAGAAGAAGAAGCAGGACUUCGGACCGGACUUCGACUUGUACUAUUCUCAAACUUUCGAUCGCUUAUCAGAUGAACAUCCCGAGCUGAAAGAAGAGGAUAUUGAGAAAUAUCUGCGGAAAGUUUGGCUGGCGAUGGAUGAUAAUCAAAAACUCAAGUACCAACCACGAUUUGUGAAGGAUGAUUCUUCGGAGGAAGAAAAAGAAAGUGAAGAAGAAAGCGAGGAAAAUGAAGAGGAAGGUGACCCAUGCAGCUCUGACCCGGCCGUAACAGAGAGCAGCGAUAGACUGUCCUCUUCCUCCCCACCCCCUAUUGUGGAAGCAGUCUCCAAAAGGGGGAAAAAUAACAGCUUGUUCAGGGGUUUCAAAAAUGAGAAGGUGUGCGUGUUUUGUGAGAAAAGCGGUGAGACAUUCAAGUGCCAAGGUUUCUGCUGCGGCUAUUUUCAUAAAGACUGUAUCUCGAAAAGCAGAUCUGACAGUGCUCCAGUUGCUUCGAAGAAAGAAGAUAAAAAUUCAGGGAAAUCAAAUUCCGAGGCAGAGUUCUGUAACGAAUCCAGGACAGUUUCCGAGCCCAAAAAUAGCAUCCAUGAAGAUAAAGAGAGUUCUAAAUCAAACAAUGGUGUUGAAACGAAGCCAGACGGCGCCCUGGAGAAAAUCCAAGUUGAUAAGAAGGAAGAGAACAGCAAGGCUGGUACUAAAGGCAAAAACGGUGAUAAAGAUAGUGUUAACGGCGACUUCCUGUGUCACAAUUGCUUGCUGAAAAAGAUUCCACCCUGUUUUGAGUGUGGACUAGAUGUUCAUCCGAAAACAAAUGAAGAAGACAAGAUCAGAUGUCGAACUCCCUGGUGCGGUCGUCUUUUCCAUGAGAGUUGUCUACAUUCUUGGCCUCAAGCAAUUCUGACGGGUGGCUCAAAGCGGCGAGACACACUGACCGGUCAGAUACAGGACAAGGUGCUCACCUGUCCGCAGCAUGUCUGUCAUACAUGUGUGUCAGACAACCCUAGCGUCAUCAAGGAACGGGCUCUCCACGAGAAGCAACUCGUCAGAUGCAUCAAGUGCCCAACUGCGUAUCAUUUUGGAAAUUAUUGCGUCCCUGCAGGCUCGGAAAUCCUCAGCAAUCUGCAAAUAAUUUGCCCACGGCAUUAUAAUCCACCCAAAGCGAGGAAUCAUCAUGUCUCAGCGAAUUGGUGCUUCAUUUGUUCCUCAGGUGGAGAUCUCAUUUGCUGCGACCUAUGUCCGGCAACCUUCCACGCCCCGUGUGUCAAACUUACCCCAGAAGAAUACGCAGAUGGUUUCAUUUGUGAAGAUUGUAAGACUGGGCGGUUUCCGCUCUUCGGAGAGAUUGUAUGGGUCAAGUUAGGGCAUUAUAGAUGGUGGCCUGCUCAAAUUUUGCUCCCUCAUGAAAUUCCUGAGAGGGUAAUGCAAGCCUCCCACCUUCGAGGCGAGUUUGCCGUGAAAUUCUUUGGGUCCGGCGAUCACAAUUGGGUCAGCCGAGGGAGAGUGUUCCUCUACCAUGAAGGUGACUCUGCUGGUAAGAGUCUGGGUUCGAAGAAAAACAUGAACGACAAAUACCGCAAAGCAGUCGAAGAGGCAGCCGUAGCCCACAAAGAGUGGUGCGCAGCCAAAAUGCAACGAGAAGAGGAGUCACGUCAAGAAAUGAAACCGCCACAAUACAUUAAAAUUAAAGCAAACAAGUGCGUCGGGAGUGUAAAACCAGUCGAACUGAAUGAAUCCGGUCUGUCGGCUUGUGAGUGUGACCCGAACAAAGAAAACCCUUGCUCCCAAGAUGAUGAAUGUUUAAAUAGAAUGUUGAUGGUGGAAUGCAACCCUAUGAUUUGCAAAGCAGGUGAGCGUUGCAAUAAUCAGCGCUUUGAGAAGAGGCUUUACCCACCUGUCAAGCCAUUCCGAACAGAAAAACGCGGUUGGGGCCUUCGGACUCUGGUUAACCUUAAAAAAGGUGACUUUGUUAUUGAGUAUGUUGGGGAAAUUAUCAAUGAACAGGAAUACAAAAAUCGCGUUCAGCGCAUGAUGAAAAACAACGAUGAGAACUUCUAUUUUCUCACUAUAGACUCAAAUCGAAUGGUAGAUGCAGGACCUAAAGGAAACGUUGCGAGGUUCAUGAAUCAUUCCUGUGACCCAAACUGUGAAACGCAAAAGUGGACGGUGAACGGUGAUACCAGAGUUGGUUUGUUUGCCCUGAAAGAUAUCCCACAAAAUUCAGAGCUAGUCUUCAAUUAUAAUCUGGACACAGGGACAGCAGAGAAGAAAGAAUGUCUGUGUGGGGCUUCCACUUGUCGAGGGUUUAUUGGAGCCAAAAAAGUUGACAAAGUAUCCAGUAGUGAAGGUUCCAACCCAAAAGGCUCUUUGAAAGCAAAACGGAGGGGCAAAGAGAACAAAAAAUUACGCCGAAAACGACAAUCUGUAUUAGUUGGAGAGGAUGACUUUUGCUUUAUCUGUGAUGAAGGUGGUGAACUGAUUGUUUGCAAUAAUAAAAAAUGCCCGAAAGCGUAUCACUUGGAUUGCAUAGGGAAAAAAUCCUACCCCAAAGGUCAGUGGCUAUGUCCUUGGCAUUUGUGUGACAUCUGUGGGAAGCGGAAGGUGUUUCGCUGCGGUUUUUGUGUUAGCUCGUUCUGCAAAGAACACAAAACAGGCAACAUUCACCUGGACCCUGACCGUGGGUUAUGUUGCAAAAAGCACUGGGUUGAUGCAGACAAAAUAGCAACACACAAUGUCUCUGAAGGAAGCCUCUCUCAAAGCAUUGUCGAUGAAGACGGAGCUCAAGUGUCAAUUUCAACACCGAAGGGUGAGAAAAUGUCAGAAAGCAUUCUUAGCAACGAGCUUGGUACGCCGAUCUCGAGUGAAGUUGGCAUAGACAAACACAAAACACCCUUGAAACGUGCGCGCUGCAACCUUGAUUUCGAUACCAAUGCAUCUUCACCAGCAAAACGUGGAAGACCUGAUACAACUGAGAAAGUCCUCUCUGGUAAGUCCAAAUCCAGGGUGCAUGUCACUUCAGAUAUAAUGGUGGAGCAUGGUCAAACUCUUCCUUUAACCAAUGGUUUGCCCAAGAAUAACUUUGUAUAUUCACCUCUUAAAAAUCUGCCUGUGGUCCCGUUUGAUGAAGAAUUCCCUGUCCAGAAGAAACGCGGAAGAUCAAGUAGAAAGUUCGCUUCUCAACUUGAAGCUGUUGACUCAGUUCAAAUCGAAAAGUCUAAUUCAAGUGCAGCCAAUAGUAUUAAGGCCCAGGUGAAAAAUGACUCCUCGCAAUGUUCCUUUGACAAGAAGAAUACUCAAAACAAAGCCAGCAAAUUUAAUGCAUUUGUAUCGCCUGAUAGUGUACCCUUGAAAGCUCAGGGUCAGAGAAAAAAAAGAUCAGUCAAUUCUACGAGGAAGCAAAUCGGUAGUCCAAAUUCUGCAAAUCAAAAUGGUGAGAAAUCAAAUGAAAUUAAUGUUUUUGAGAAUGAGUCCGACUCGCAGACGAGCUCAUGUGAUGAUGAAUCAGCGUCACCUGUCGAAAAACAGAACAGACGAAUUAGGAAAAACAAUCUCUCCACCAUUGAUAUCAAUCAAAUUAUAGGUGUAACGGAUCCAACCAUGAGUGAUAGCUUACAAGAAAUAAAUUGUGCGGGUAAAACUAACUCAGUGAAUAACACUGAUACUAGUGGUGAUCAAACUAAUCGUGAUAAAACUAAUGGUUUCGAUACCAAGGAUAGUGUUGUUAGCAGCAAAACACCGAAUCUUGUUGAUAAAUCCGUUGUUGCAAGUGAAAAAUUUAGUUCUGAUUUCAAUAAUAAAAUUGAUAAUGGUCAAUCGAACCCUGAGCCUAGCGUUGGCAAUUCUGCAAGAGUAAAUUCCAAUACUGAAGGGAGUGAUGUGGCGAAUAAUAUAGAUUUGGACAUUGAAACCGAAAGUCAUAAGUCAAGUGAAGUUCCUGAAUCUGCAGUCUGUUUUAUGAUCAAUAAGGACGUUGAAAAAAGCUCAUUUCAAACUAAUUUUGCAACGUACGCCCUAACAGAGAAGAUAGAGGGGUCCAUCUCCAAUCACCAAACGUCAGCAAUGCCUAAAGAGUCGGAGAGUGAUUCUGAUUCUAAUUUCAGCGGAAAAAGUUUGACAUUGGAUCAGGUUCCCAAAAUUCCCGAAAAAACUCAGACAAAUCUCCCGCAAAAUGCCUUGCCUACUCCAAGCGCAGAAUCCAGCAAAAGAUUAUCCAAAGGUAGUGGAAAUAUCCGUAAUGAAUCUCUUCCGCGAAGGUCCUCGGAGCGCAAUGCUUGUCGAGAGAAAAUUUCAAAGAAUCAGUCACCAAUACCGUCAAAUUGUCCAAACGUUGUCGCUAGUAUUGAACUUCCUGAAGUUUGCAAAAAUGCAGAAAACGCCCCUACUCAACCAAAGUCCUCAGAUAGCACUUCAAGAUUGGCUACGGAUAAAUCAGAAAGCCCAAAAUCUCAAAAUUCAGAUAUCAGUCAAAUAAAGCAGUCAAACGAAGUACCUGAAAUUCAGCCUCUGCCUACUAAAGUGAUUUGUGGCACUAAAGUAAUAAAGAAAGAUCUCCGAGUUCUGAUCAGGAAAUUGAAAGAAGGAGUCGAAACACAGAACGUUUCGAGUCAGCUUAAAAGGUCACAAUCGGAUAGUGGCUUAAGCGAAUUGACCAGAGAAAAAGAAUCUGGUAAAAAAGAGCUGUCCACCUCAACAUGUGAGAGCACAGAAAAGUUUCCAGACCUCACAAAAAAUCUCACGCACUCUGUUCCUAAAAACUUGUCUUCUCCUGCUAAAAACUCAUUUCAGCUAUCUUUUAUUGCCUUUCUGAGCAGUUUAAACUCUUCGAAAGAUGAAGAAGAACCAAUGGAAAUUGAUGAGCCUGAGAGUUUACCUGAAAAAUCAGAGCGUCCAACUAGGAGCCAUAGCAAAGCAUCGACUGGUGUUGUCUCGUCACCCAGUGAUGGUAAAAAUAUUAUUAAUGAUAAAAUUAAGCUCAAUGGUAGUUCAGUAGUUGAGAAAAUAACUAGCCCCAGAUUGCGCUCCCGUGAGCGGAAAUCCAGAUGUGAAGAAGUAUCCAAUGACCUCAGCCAAAGUUCACAAAAGCGGAAGAGACAGUCUUCGCCAGGUGGAUUCUUAGAGCUCCCAGAUAGCAAGAAGGCAAAAAGAUGAUAGUGAGUUUUGUCUGGAUGUAUUUUUUGUAAACACUUGCUGCGAGUCAUUUAUUUAUAUUCUAUCAAGUAUUUCGGCUCACAAUUAUCCCGGAUGGAUAUUGAUUUUUGUAGUCUGUGAUUUUAAGUCUGUUUAAUUGGUUUCACUAAGUAUCAUAACAUUCAUGACAGUUCAGGAUAUGUUCUAAUAAUUUAGUUCUCUAACGCUCAUCAAUGUUCUCAAGUUAAAUGUGGCAAAUUUUAUUGUGUCUCAGACAGGGGAACGUAACUAUAUUUCAAUACUGCAAAAUUAGCUCAAACAAUUCAAUUCUUUACAAGAAUAUGACGGUGCAAUUUCUGUCCAAAAUUUUCCUAAUGCUUGCCAGCAAUUAUAGGAAAAAUCACCAAAAUUUUCAGAUAGAAGUGCCAAUCAGAUUCACAGUAAAAAUAUAAUUUGCGAGGACAAAUUUUGCAGCAUAGAAAUGUAGUUGCGUUCCACCAUAUGGGAGAUAACAAUUUGAGGUCUGACUUUGUAAUCAUUAUUGAAGAGAAAAUUUGCAUGUAACAAAAACUCUCCUUUUGCGCCAUUCUGAACAAAGUUGGGCUGAGUUUUUAAUAUUUCAAAUUUAAUUGAUGCACACAAGUCUCAAAUUUGUCAGCUUUCACCAUUCAUUUUUCCAACUGUAAAUUUCAUCAUGUAAAUAUCCAUCAUGAUGGUCAAGAAAAAGCAAAGCAAUCGUGCAACUGUGCGAACAAAAAUGCGGCUUACUCCUGUAAGAGUAGAUUUUUUUCUACUGAGAACAGAAAAUAAAAAUUAUUCGUGGUCAAAAGGAGCAAACCUCCAAGAAUAAAUUAUGGGUCGAGUUGAAUUUCACUUUCAUGAAAUCAGAUUUUUAGCUGGGACUCCGUCGCCUAAAAUUGUUCUUUUUCCCUUGGCCAAAUAUAUUCCUAUUUCGUUUCCACAACGUAAGCAGUGGAACUUCUUUGACUUUUCUUUUGUAGUGGCGUUGUUUUUCCAAAUCUUGACACUGCCUCUUUGAUGCAAAGUUGUGAAAUUCACCUCAUUGCACGCUUCUUAGAAUUUUUGCCUUUUUUAAAUUUAUAGCCUAUAUGUAUGUACAAUACCUCUGUCCUACUCAUGAAAUUAAGUUUCCUUGUGAUAUAAACUGAAGUUUCCCGAUGUUACUUCUAGAAUAAGAUUACCAAAUUAGUAUUACAGAAGAGAAAGGGUCUUUCAUUUUCAGAUUAUUUUCAUUGCUCUAUUUAUAAACCGUGUUCUGAAACGAUGUUCCAGUGUAGUCACUAAACUCCAGUGUCCAGUGUUGAUCUCUAAAACUCUCGAAAUUAUGCAACACCUCACAAUUUGUCUGAGAAUUAGAAACGUAAGGCAGUUGGCAUUUGUCUGUAGGGGCGAAACGUUCUUCCAUUUUGCAGUAGUUGAGUAGUUAUCACAGGGAGAAAGUUUUAUUUAGAAAAAUACGAAAUUUUCUCGCAAUUUGACUGUACAAUCAAUAGAAAUUUUAGACUUGUCCCCCAAAAAUGUUCACUCACCAUGUUGAUGAUUAGGUGCUUUUUGGUAAAAAUAUCUAAGGAUAGGUUCACUGUUAGCCCUUCAGCAACUGAUGACUGAUGUGUUUCCUGAUCAAGUUUUCUGCUCAUUUUUGAACUGGCAUUACUCCUCAACUGUUUAAAUUAUAAAUAGAAGACAUGUUUCGUGAACUUCAAAAGAUCCUACUUUUCAGGUGAAUUGAUUUAUCAUGCUCUUCAUUCAACUGUCAGCCUCCGUUGGCUGAUGCCGUCCAGAAAUUAAAAACUUUGUCAGGCGUCAGUGGCUGACAUCAUCAUCAACAGAUUAAUUGGUGACAUUUUUGGUAAUUUUUGUCAGACAACCAAUGUUUGAUGUGCCCUCUCAAGUUUUUUAUUAAGUUUUGAGGAGGAACCGGUCAAAUAUUUUGAGAAAAUUUCAAGAACUUAAACCUUGUACUUAUUUUAAAGAAAGAAUGACAGCUUGAAAUUUAUUUCUCCAAAUCAGUGGAAGUAGAGAGAAAUGUCCUGUUGAGUUUUUUUCAUUUUUCGAUCUAUCAUAACACUUAAUGAAAACCUGAAGGUAACCAAUUACUGAAUCCUACGUCAAAUAUUCAUUGUGAGCUUGCAAGCAUUAACAGAGGUGACUGCUUGAAAUACUUUGCAUUUUAGCCUUGGUUUAGUUUUUCAUUAUAGGAAGACAUGAUUUUCUGUAUUGGACGUUUUUUUGUCAAACAGAACUAAGCACCAAUUUGAGUUCCUUUUGAGGAAUUUAGAAUGCCGUAUAGCGCGUUCUGUCAAACGGAACUAAGCGCCAUGGAAAAGCAUUGCGAGCAUAGGACAGAAUGAUCCCGACGCCCGGUUCCGCCGCCAAUCCAAGCCUUCCUCUACCUUCCUCACCCCAUGGCGCUUAGGUCCGUUUGACAGAAAGACGUCCUAUUCACAUUACCCUUUUUCCUUUUCACAAGCAUUUUAAAUGGGAGCAUUUCAGAUAUUCCCUGCCUGCUUUCACUUUCUAUUUGCUGUAACUUUUCCGCAUUUGUUUGUUCUUUUUGAGUUAUUGUCAUUUGCUUUGAUUUUCUCUUUGUUCCUAACACUCAGCUAAAUAUUUUUAUUGUAUUGUACUACAAACAGGAAUAUUUUUAUUUUUGAAAAUUGUAUCUAUUUAAUUUUAUUUUAUUUUUGAUGAGGUAUGAAAGUGAUCUAUUUAAAAGAUCUUUUCAAUUAUACUGCCGUAAGAAAGAGCACAAUAUCCAUUUAUUUUUUUAUUUUGGGAUUUUUUCAAUAAGCAACAUAAUUUGAGAUGGAGAAUCUCCUAGAGCCUGUCAAAAUUGCUGAGUUUAAAUUAAUGAGAAACGGAACACUUGUUUAAUUGCGCAUGGAGAAUUGAGGUCUCUGAAAUGGGGAAACAAUCAUAGCGUUUCCAGAUGGAGAGUGUGGACCCAUCCAUACAACUUUUUUUGUUGGCCGACGCUAAGAAUGUUGAUUGUAUACACAAAAAUUGGUUCAGAUUUCGCUUUUACUGAUAUAUGCAUUCUGUUGAUUUUCUUAGCUUUGUUACACCUCAGAAACAGGAUGCCUAUUAUAUAAGUUCACCCUUCAUUUGAUGUCAGUUCACCUGUCAGAAUAUGAGUUUUAAUUUCAACGCAAUUCUCUAUCAAAUAUUUCCAGUGAAUGGCUGUCUGUCGAUUUUCUCAAAAAGUAGUUCUUCCACACACUGUGCUCUUUCUUACUACGCUGGAUACCUUUGAUAAUUUUAAAACCUACGACGAUUGCGGCUUCUUCCAAAUUCAAUUGGUCGGUGUCACUGAUGAAGUAGUUGAAGAACAAUUUUUUAAUUUCGGGAAUAAUACAUUUUAAGUUAAAAUCUCACUUCUAAACUUAUAUUACAAAGGAAUUUGAAACUUCUAUAUUGUUUCGAGGUACCAAGAGAUGAGAUGAGAUGACUAAUUUCUGAUUACUUAAUAAAAUGUGUUAAAACUUUUUCAUCACUGAUACCGAACAAUGCCAUCCUCUUUUACUAAAUAGCUGGAUCCUUGUUGGAUCAUCUAAUGUAAGAGGUUUUAUUGAAAAUAAGUUCGAAAUUUUGCUCACCGUGUAGUAGUCUGUGUGCUGCAACAAUAUAUAACAAAAAUGGAGUUGUCGUAACAUUCAACGCCCUUCCCUCAAACUCCUCUUUUCCUCUUUAAUCUUAAUGUAAUUACAUUUUUAUUUUUCAGAUCUCAAUAAUUUAGUUCAAUGACAGAUGGUUUUUACCCAUGAACUGUGUAGCUCGUGGACCCAAAGAAAAUAAUCUUAGGAUUUUCUGUAUUUAUAAUUGAGUCUGUUUGUACCUUGUCUCUGUCCAUUGUGAGCAUACUCUAAAAUUGCAUUGUGCAGGCUCAAAACUGCCUUUUCUUUGUAAAUAUCUAAUUUUAAUAUUUUAAAAUGAAAGGAUUGUAAUGAAGUGAUCGGCCCCAGAUUGAUUUGACCUUGUUGUAAUCAGUUCGAUGAGGGCACUUUUUGUUACUGAACUAAAUUUCAAAUUGGAUUGCAUCGUAGAAAUAAGGAAUUAUAUUUUCAGAAACACAUUAAACCCCAAGAAACAGGGGUGUAUUUUGUCUCAACCCUCUUAAUCUUAGGAGGUUUGGCAAAAAAUUGUUAAUGUUUUCUAGGAAAUCUACGAAAGUGGCCAUUUUUUGUUUGUUUUUUUUUUUUUUAAAGAAAAAAAUAUAUAAGAUCUCCUUAAAUGGGAGGGGAGGGCAGUAUCAAAAAUAAAAAAUUAAAGUAAGGAACUCCUUUAUCUCAAAAUCAAAUACUUUAUCAGACUGGAAAACCAUUUUGCUCUGUAAAUAUGGCGUCAGUGGAGUCUUAAAUUUUAAUUUCAAUUUUAGCAUUGAGGGUGUCUAAUGUACACAUACGAACAAAGGAAGUCUUCUGUUCCCCAUGUUUCCUUUUUUUCUUCCCAGAAGAACAAAAACUCAUUCUCUGGCAUUCUUGAAGUUGUAGCAUAUGUAUUGUUAUUUGUUCCAACUAAUUUUUAUCAGGUAGAGAAUGAGUUUGAAAAUGGACCAGUGUGAUGGCAACUUAAUGGUCAUAACGGGUAGCAAGGAUUCUGUGCAAGGACUUCAUGAGUUAUCUUGAAUGUAAUAACUUCUGAAUAAUUUAGAAAAACUAGAAUUUGUUAACGCAGGUAUAAUGUCGAUUAAGAAAAUGAUGUAAAAUAAAAACGAAGUAUGAGGAACUGAUCAACUGAUCAAGGCGACACUUGAAAAUUACUCAACCAAUCUGCGAAGUAGGUUAAUUUUAUCAAUGUUUGCGUGAAAGUUCUUUAACUAAUUUUAAGCACCAGUUAACUGGCCUAUUUUUUGUUUUACCACUCAGGUUUUUAUCAUGUGUAUAACCGUAAAUGAGUUGUGGAAAUGGCACCAAAUUUACCUAUUUAUUCUAGCCUUUCCGCUGUAUGAAUUCAUAUCCAUUAGAUGAGGCCUAGAUCAGCGAUCCUGUGUAAAUUUCAUUUGUUCAUUACUUGUGAAAACUUUUAAGUGAAGCUUUUAUUUUUAAGAGACAUUUGAGCUGAUAUAAUUCCAAAAAAAUUGUUUGUAACUAUGUGUCUUCUAUUGAAAGGAGAUGUAAUUAAAUCAAAUUCAUGAAAAAAAAA